Bicyclus anynana (squinting bush brown) is the source of this 10268-nucleotide messenger RNA. RefSeq names its product glycerol-3-phosphate acyltransferase 1, mitochondrial (gene mino). NCBI's taxonomy places the organism in Eukaryota, Metazoa, Arthropoda, Insecta, Lepidoptera, Nymphalidae. The coding region runs from base 311 to 2893 and encodes 860 amino acids. The record is from RefSeq and is a predicted model, not a curated record. The transcript is spliced from 17 exons. Gene Ontology annotation, cellular component: mitochondrial membrane.
AGGACGUGGCACGAGCCGCGAUACGGUUCGCUUGACGUCGCGUUGUUACAUAAAUUUAACAUUCGCUCGCCACAGUUUUUACCGUUUCAUAACAAUUAACAACAAUUUAUUGUGCAUUUCUAAAUCAUUCCCUACUGUUGUAAUUAUUAAUUAUUGUAUCGAAUAAAAGUGAAAAGUCAUUUUGUGUGCAGUCGAUUUACAUAAGGGACUGCAAAUAUAAAUGAUUGUUUUGUAAAAAAAAAGUGUAAAUAUCACGUUCAAAAUUGAGCGUUUUAGUGUUACAAAUGGUACUGGGGAUGUGAGGGGUGCGAUGGAUGCGAUGAUCAACGUGUGGACGGUGGUGGAGAAUGUCCGCGUGGCCAGCAGUGCCGCGGAGGUGGCCAUCUUCACUGCCGUGCUCUACUGGUUCUUCACUUCGAGCCGUGUAGCUGACAUGCUGGAGGUGGUGGGGGAGCGGGUGGGGGGGUGGUGUGGCCGGGACUCGAGCUCGCUGAGGCAGGCGGUGCGCGCGCGCAGGCGACACAACGCGGAUGUGUACGCUAAGCUAGACGCAGAGAUCACUACGAGGACGUCGUCGCUUUAUCGACUCAAGGAAGAGCCGCAGGUGCCGGCGCCGCAGCCCGACCGACGGCCGCCAGCUGGACUGGCGUGCUCUAGGUGUGCGCCUUUGUCAAGGGACUCAUGGAAGGAACCAAAGUCCGAAGAAUCUGGUGCGGUCAUCAAUAUAUUGGACAUUGGCCGCCAGACAUUUGCCAAUGGCGGCGUGGUGGCCAGGUAUCUGUGCGACUUGGCGCAUUGCAUACACCUCGUCAAGUAUGACUUCAAGGAUGUUGUGCCUAGUGUGGUGAAUGACGAGCGUUUCCAGCGCGCGAUAGAAGACACAACACAGGAGGAGAUAAAGAAGACAGUGAAUGGCACUCACCGGGCGGAGGACACGUACACCGCCGCCCGGCGCCGCAUCGAGGCGCGCGCCAUGAAGGUGCUCGCCAACAUAUCCUCGGCCAUGUCCACGCACGUGCUGCGGCUGGUGGCGUGGGUGUGCCACAAGGCGGUGCGGCGCAUCGCGGGCGGCGGCUGCGGCACGCGCGCAGCUUGCGUGGAGCGCCUGCGCCGCGCGCGCGCCGCCGGCCUGCCGCUAGUCUUUGUCCCGCUGCACCGCUCGCACUUCGACUACAUCCUCGUCACCUUCACGCUGUACCUCACCGGCCUGCGCCCGCCGCUCGUCGCCGCGGGGGACAACAUGCGGAUACCUUUCUUUGGAUGGUUUUUACGCGGGUGCGGAGCAUUCUUCAUCAGACGACGAGUGGACGGCUCGGAGUAUCACGGAGACCCUGUUUAUAAAUCCGCUCUUAGGGCAUAUAUCCUGAACAGUUUGGCAGCUAAUAAUAAUCUAGAAUUCUUUAUCGAAGGAGGCCGUACUAGAACUGGAAAACCGCAGUUACCCAAAGCGGGCAUCCUCUCUGUGAUAAUGGACGCGUACCAUGACGGCACGAUAGACGACGCGCUGCUCGUGCCCGUCACGCUCAACUACGACAGGCUGGUGGACGGCAACUUCGUGCGCGAGCAGCUGGGCAUGCCCAAGCAGAUGGAGACCUUCUGGUCCGCGCUCCGGGGCAUAUGGAGGACACUCAACACCAACCACGGCAGCAUACGCGUGGACUUCAACCAGCCUAUAUCGCUGAAGGAAUUAGUGACGUCAUUCCAAAAAUACAACUACCUGAAAGCGCCAAUCGAGAGGCCGCUAACACCUCCCAACAACAACCUGGCGGUGAACCUGGACAGGCAGAUCCUGUACAACCACAGCCACAGCAGCCUGUUCGGAGCCGACGUCAGCACCGACCAGAAGAUGAUGGUGGAAGCUAUCGGCAGGCAUCUUGUCUAUGAUGCUGCUCAGUCGACAGCGCUGAUGUGCACGAACGUGGUGUCGUACGUGCUGCUGACGGAGCAGCGGCGCGGCUGCAGCGUGUCGCAGCUGCAGCGCUGCGUGCGCGCGCGCGGUGACGCGCUCAGGCUGGCCGGCCGCGACCUCGGCUACACGGGCGAGGAGCAUCUAGUCAUCAGGCGAGCUUUAGAAAUGCUGGGCAGCUCUUUGGUACGCGUGGAAGGCAGCGGCGCCAACCGCACGGUGCGCGCGCACGCGUCCGUGCCCGCCGCGCUGGAGCUGUCGUACUACUCCAACGCGCUGGUCGCGCACUACGCCGCGCCCGCCAUAUUGGCGACUGCGUUAGAAAGUAUAGUGUGCACGCAGGGUGCGGAUGAGGAUUCUGUGCGGCACUCCGAGCUGAUGGAGGCGGCGCUGCAGCUGAGCGAGAUCCUCAGCCAGGAGUUCAUCCUGUGCGCGCCCUGCACCAGGAUCGAGGAGCGGCUGCAGCAGGCGCUCGACGAGCUGAUCGCGCAGGACGUACUCGCCGACACACGGACCCCAGACGCGUUAGAGGAGCAGCGCUGGUCGCGGCGCAUCGCGCGGACCUUCGACGACGAGGAUGACGAGGAGCGACCCGACCCCACGCGCUACAUCAAGUACAAACUGUCCAAGAGCCCGGAGGCGUUAGCUGAGCGUCGUCGACUAGUACAAACGAUUAGGCCACUGCUGGAGGGUUACGCGGCGACGUGCAGAUGUGUCCGCGACGCCACGCAAAAGGAGGUGGUGGGCGCCGCACUCGACUCGCUACUGGAAAGUUUUGCACAGAACAAAAUGGUUUACGGUGAAGCCGUAUCCACGGACGCGAUACGGAACUGCCUGCGACUCCUGCGCCAGUGGGGCGUCAUAGAGAUGUACACAGACAAGAGGGAGCGCAUGAUCCGAGUGAGCGCGCCCUACGACAACCAGCGCAGCAUGGACGAGGUGUGCGCGAACAUUUACAAGUUCAACAUGGCCACGCCCGUGCUGUGAAUGUGACCAAAGUGUGACCAAAUAUGUGAUGUGAAGUGACUAGUGUUCAGUGGCGUGCAUAGUGCUUGUAACUAGGGUAAAUACUUAGUUAUAAACAUUGGUUAAGAUUUACUUCAAAGUGAAGUGAAGCAAGAGAGCCGUGAUAGCCCAGUGGAUAUGACCUCUGCCUCCGAUUACGGAGGGUCUAGGUUCGAAUCCGCUCCGGGGCAUACACCUCCAACUUUUCAGUUACUAGGAACUAGGAAAUUAAAUAUCACGUAUCUCAAACGGUGAAGAAAAGUAUCAUGAGGAAACCUGCAUACCUGAGAAUUUACUAACCCCUCUCAUUCUGAGAGGAGACUCGAGCUCAGCAGUGAGCCGAAUACUGGUUAAUGAUAAUGGUGAAAGUGAAUCAGGAGUUUUGCGGGAAAAUCGUUGAAAUCGCAUGUAUUGAAAUGCUGCAUUUUAGAGUUUUAUUGCAUAAAUUAAAAUGCAUUGUAUUCAAUAUAAUUCUGUGAAAGUGCACAAGUGUGAAAGUGAAGUGCACAAGUGUGAAAGUGAAUUGGAGGUUGAACAAGAAUGUUUUAAGUGAUGAUUUCGAUUUUCUCGGUGGACUCUCAGAAGUUUUAGUAUGGUUGCAUUCGCCUUACUAAACUGGGCUAUCACAGCUUUUGUUUAGAUUUAGGAUUAAUUUCACUUUGAAUUAAAGUCCGGCUGCUCAGCGUUUCUGACAUCUGUCAAUGUCAACGAGAGAGAUAAUGUCAAUGUAAAUGAUAUAUUUAAAUGUCUCAUAUUAAUUUUAACAUUUAAACUAUCGUAUUUCAUAUUAAUUUAUUAUAAAACUUGCGUGAAACGUCUGAGUACACCUGACUAUUUUGGAAUCCAUACGGGGUCUUUAGUCAUGAGCUGAUUCUUGCAACGUCAGUCAGUUUGGGUCGUGCUGCGUUGUGUUGUUAAUAAAUUAAUAUCUUAUAUCAAGUAAUUUACAUUAAAAAUUGAAUAACUAUGCCAAGAUACAAUAAAUGUAUUUUUUUGGGCUAAAAUUAUUAACAAAUACAAUAAAGGUGACAUUGACAGAUGUCAGAAAAGCAAUCCCUGUGGGGCCGGACUUUAGUUUUAUGAUUAAAUCUUAAUCAAUGUUUAUAAAAUAUGGCUGUAUACGUACAAACUGUACAAAAUUUAUUUUUCUGACAGUAAUGAGUAUGUAAUGAGUCAGGGUAAGCAGUGCAUUUUUGUGUGUACGAAGUGCACGUCACUGUUAGUGUUAGUGUUAAGUGUUUAGUGUGGGUAAAUGUAUGUACUAUGCUGCGAUAGCCAGACCUACCUCGUUUAAUAGGGAUGAUGACAGUUUUUUUUUUUAUAAUUGUAAAUUAAUUAAGAGUGAUAAUAGUAAAGCAAUUUUGUAAAAGUAACAGGGUAUCUGCGAUCAUUACUUUCGGAGAUAUAGGGAUUUAAAGAGAUCACGGAUCGCUAUAAAAGGCAUCAUAGUAAACUGCACGAAGGAAUGACGUCAUCGCUUGAAGAGUUCGUUAGAUUUGUGUGGGUGUUGAAACAAAAUUACAAAUGUCUUUGUUAUUUGUGCGUUAUGUAUUUUUUUUUAUUUUUUCAGACGUCAGAAACGCUACCGUCUAUUUUGUGACGUCACGAUGUUAUUUGAUGCCACUAAAUGAAUAAACGUCAAACUUAAAAAUUAAUAACUAAUAUUUUUUUCAAACACUACCGUUUGGUUAAAGUUUAGUGUUACUUAAAGUCUGUAGGCUUUCGUGACGUCAUGAAACAGAUAAAAUAUAGACCAUCAUGGCCGACAGAGUUUGGGCUCGUAUUAUCAAUAAAUAUUAGAAAAAUUUAAAUUUUUAUGUCUCUAGAAAUAUGAUAAUUUUUUUCAAUCUAGUAGAACAAUAAUGUACAAUUUAAGGCCAUUUAAAAAAAGUGUCAACUAGACUAUUGACCAUACUUACUUAUUUAUUUAUUUAUUUAUAUACAUGACAUGUGCCCAGAGAAACAUUACAGUUUCCCAAUUCGUUUCUCGAGCAAUCAGGAAAUGGUAUGGUAUGGAAUGGUGUGUAGGUGCAUGAGCAGGAAACUUUCACUCUUCACAUAAUGAGGCAUGUCUGGCUAUUGCAAGCUAUUGUUGUAGCGGUACUAUUAUGUAUAAAUUAUUUUUAUCUCACCACUUUAUAAACAAAUCUAUACCGGGAAGUCAGUUAGUUUUGAAUGUAGUGGUAGAUACAGACCAAACGUGAUUAUUUUUUUUUAAAAGAAUACUUGCCAUAUCUUUCAAACUCCAUGAACCCCUGACAGCGAACCCCUGACAGCGAACCUCUUACUAACUAAUGAAACCCGGGGGGGUUAGGUUAGGUUAAAAAAAAAAUAAUUUGACUGUUGAAGAAAAUAAGGUUUUUAUUUGAAUAAAAGGUAACAUAAAGUACCAAAAUAAAUAUCUUUGUAAUAUUAAUGUUAUGGGUGUGCUUGUUUCUUGUUGCAAUUUGGAUUUAAUCUUAAUUACAUUGAUGAGUUCCUUAAUAAUAUAGAUGCUUGGAGGCCGUUGGAUCAGCUUCCACCUUCACACAGGAAGUAAAACUAUAACAAAUUGUAAUGUUGUCAUCAAUUGUAAAUUACAAUGUUGUAUGAUUUUUAAAAAGAGCAACUGUUGAGUUUCUUGCCGGUUUCUUCUCAGCAGAACCUGCCUUUCGAAACGGUGGUGAAAUCUUUGCAAAUAGUCAACUGACGUGUCAAAAGUGCUUGUAAACUGAGCCUAUUUGAAAUAAAUGAUUUUUGAUUUUGAUUUUUUGAUAAUUCUCACUUGGUAUCAGUUAUCAAGCCACCCAUACGUAAAUCUUGUCGCGAACCCCCUGCCGUCGAAUAACGAACCCCAGUACCCCACUUUGAUAAACCUUGCAAUAGACCAACGGGGAUCGAACCACCACCCCUCAGUGAUGAGAUGAGAUGAGAUUUUGUUGUUUGUGUGUGUCAUCUUGUAAUAUCUGUACCACUACAUUCAAAACAUAACAGGCUUCCAAAAAUAGAAUCAUAAAUGACACAGAUACUUGUUUCUGUACAUAAAAAAGGAGUGACUGAAAAAAAAAUGUUUUUUUUUUUUAAUUAAACUAUAGUCAUAAGUUGCUAAUAUACUGAAAUACAAAACGGCUACGAGUUAGUUAUCUGAGUGUGUCUGCCAGAUAUCAAACACAUACGGGACCCUUAGUCAUGAGCUUUGUCAUCUAAACUCAAAUCAGUUUCAUUAGCCAGUUUUCUAUAUCAAUAUUUCGUUCAUUCAUAGACUUGAUUUGAAACGUCAUCAGAGAACAUUUGAGUUUAAUAUAGUCAAAUUGGCCUAUAAAGGAGUAGUGAAUAUAAGUAGGCGUUCAUUUUUGAAAGUUCAUUGUGAUCAGUGAAUAGUUAUUUUAUUUUGUUUUCCUAAGCUAAUCAAUAACUUACGAAUAUCCAAAAACAGUUCUAAGGAGUGUUUUUCUCUACUAUAUUUAAUUGCGAAGGCUUUGUAGCAAAAUAAAUCUACUAUUCACUGAAAAAUUUUAAAAACCACUUUUUUAUAGAAAAAAAAAUAUGACUUCGGCCGCUUGGGGCUGUAUUUAAAGAUUCCUAAAAUUAAAAAAGUAAAAAUUUAAAAGGUUGUUAGUUUAUUUAAUGGAGUUUCAAUUGACGCGGGACGUCUUUAUAAGUUAAAAUAUAGCCUACAGCCAUUGACCUCUUAUAAUAAAAGGACGCACAAUAAUGUAGAAAAUUUCAUUUAAAAACAGGCCAAUUCUGCUUUGACAGUUUUAGAAUUAUUGGUAAAGAAAAUGAUACCUAAAGGCCUUUAAAUAUGGUCCAAUAUUCAAUAAAAUCCCAAAUUCAGAGCAAAUUCAAUCUUAAGAGGUUAAAUUUGCAACUGCGACUAUUUGAAUUGAAUGCCAAGAAGUUCUAAUUGGCACUCAUUGAGUGGGGACGUUUUUUGGUUGCUGAUUGUGCAUCCACUUUUUAAUAGGAUAUCGAUGCCUACAGCACUCGGGGAUAGUGUAGCUUCAAAAAAGUGAAAGAUUUUUUCUAAUUGAUUCAGUAGUUUCAGAGCUUCUUCAAUGCAAACAAACAAUCAAUCAAAACUUUCCUAUUUAUAAUAUUGUUUAUAGAUAGAUGGUUGUUUCGCGGAGCGGGUCGAAUCGUGAACUGAUUACGUUUCUAUAUAUUUGUAUGGCUUAUAUUUAUCUAGAUACCGCUUAUGCAUUCUAUAGUAUCCAAUGGUGUAAUUUUUUUGUUUUAAUCAAUCUGUUCUGGCAAGUAUGUUUGGCUUUGGAAUGUAGUACACAGGCCAAGUAUGUUUGUGUAUAUAAACUGAAAGUUUGUUUCGUUGAAGAACGUUCGUUUAGUUUUAUACACAAACUAGCUGACGCCGCGCGGUUUUACCCGUGUGGUACUCGUUCCCGUAGGAAUACGGGGAUAAUGCCUUCUCGAUAAAUGAGCUAUCUAACACUGAAAGUAUUAUUUCAAAUCAGACCAGUAGUUCCUGAGAUUAGCGCGUUCAAGCAAACAAAAAAACUAACUCUUCAGCUUUAUAAUAUUAGUAUAGAUGCAUGGUCUGUCUGUCUGUCUGUCACAGUACAGACGUACUGUGGUGGUUUGUACACACCUGCAUCCAAAAUCAAGCAAGUAGACUUCCAAAAGUAAGCACAGUGUACCAACAAUGACGCUCUAGACUAGAUAAAUAUAGAUCCGUGAUUGGCCUUAUCUUUUAUAUGUUGUUUUUAACUUUGGCCUGUGUUUCUUUUAUACAUACAAAGGAGAUGGUCCAUUUCAGGUCCACUCAUGUACCCUGUAUCAUUAAAAUUUAAAAAAUACAGGGUAUUUGUAUAAGUAAGUGAAUAAAUGUAACUAUAUAAAAAGAAUUAAAUAAAAUUAAAACCCAAGUUUUUGAGAUAUAGCAAGAGUGCGCCCCUAAAGCAACUGUGACAUGACAUUUGACAGCAAACAUCAAAACGACUAUUGCGUUGAAAACGUCAUCAAACCGCUAUUGUUACUCAUAUUAGUGUCGCAUUUCUUUGGAGAAUGAAUAUUAUUUCGGAAGAAUUAAAGUAAAUUCGUAGAUUUGUAUAAUAAAAAAUAGUUAAAAAAAAUAUUUUCUUUUCUUUCCGCCAGGGUACAAUGACUGAUCCUGGGCUCCAUACAAUGUUGGACCAUCUCCUUUGCAAAAUAUUAAAAAAUAGGAAUUUUAGUUUUCCAAGUCCAAAAGUCCAGAAUAGUAAAAUAAGACUGUGGCAAAUAGGCGCUUGACAUAAAUCUUUCAGAACGCUUUGAUGAAUAUCUUGCGGUGUCUAGUUAAAUAUAAGUGUUGUAUGGACUGUAUGAAUAUUUUGCGUUGUUGACUAAAGUAUAGGGCAUUGUCUAAAUGAGUACUUUUCAAUUCAAUUAAAAGGAAAAAUGUUUGAAUAAAUAUUAUUUUUUGACUAUAACAGUACUGUAGAUGUAUACAAUACUCGUACUUACCGUAUUUGUUUGCUGAUUUUAUACUUCCACUAGCGGACGCCCGCGACUCCGUCCGCGUGAAACCUUACUACUACCCCUGCCCUACCCCUACCCUACCCUUACUCUACCCCCUACCCUACCACGCGACGGCGACGGAAGCUUAAAAAAUAACCUGCCCAGAAGUAUGUAGAAUAAUUGUACCAAGUUUCGUUAAAAUCCGUCUAGUAGUUUUUGUUUCUAUAAAGAACAUACAGACAGACAGACAGACAGACAGACAGACAGACAAAAAUUUUACUGAUUGCAUUUUUGGCAUCAGUAUCGAUCACUAAUCACCCCCUGAUAGUUAUUUUGGAAAUAUAUUUCAUGUACAGAAUUGACCUCUCUACAGAUUUAUUAUAAGUAUAGAUUUUAAUAUAUUUAUUUAACAAUACGAGCUUUAAAAUAAUUGUUCUAACAUACAGCACUAAUGCUUUAUGAUACCUUAAUAUAUGUCGUCAUCAACCCAUAUUCGGCUCACUGCUGAGCUCGAGUCUCCUCUCAGGUUAGGCCAAUAGUCCACCACGCUGGCCCAAUGCGGAUUGGCAGUCUUCACGCACGCAGAGAAUCAAGAUAAUUCGGUAUGCAGGUUUCCUCACGAUGUUUUCCUUCACUGUUUGAGACACGUGAUAUUUAAUUUCUCAAAAUGCACACAACUGAAAAGUUGGAGGUGCAUGCCCCGGACCGGAUUCGAACCCACACCCUCCGGAAUCGGAGGCAGAGGUCAUAUCCACUGGGCUAUCAGGGCUCUAAUAUAUGUAAUCUAUACUAAUAUUAUAAAGCUGAAGAGUUUGUUUGUUUGAUUGAACGCGCUAAUCUCAGGAACUACCGGUCCGAUUUGAAAAAUUCUCUUCAUUGUUAGAUAGCCCAUUUAGCGAGGAAGGCUAUACGCCAUAUUUUAUCCCUGUAUUCCUACGGGAACGCGAACCACGCGGAUGAAACCGCGCGGUUAUACUAUAUGUGAUACUUUAAACAUAUCUAGUAUAAUAAAAAAAAAAAGAAAAAAGUCGAUGGUUUCAUAUUAAUUGGUUCCUAGUUUAAAUAGACUUAAUCAUAAGGCCAAAAAUACACUAGUAAAUAUACCAAAAUUAUAGUCUGACAAAUUCGUUGAUAACACUCCUAUGAUAUGCGGGCGACAGGGGGAAAGACUGUCAAAUUGUGCGUGCGGGGAAGUCGUGGGUUUUUCAUUCAUCGCUACACGCGAUGGGGGGGGGGGACUGUGCGGGUGUGAGGUCGUGCGCGGAGGGCAGUGGGGAGGACUGCACGGGUAUGAAGUCGUGCGCGCGCGGCAUUACUACCCCCUCCCGGCCUGCGCGGACUAUCAGGAGAGUUAUGAUGUUAAAUUUUAUUUAUUUAACCCCGCUCCGCUUACCGGUUUCAUAUGAAUUUUUAACACGUUCGCUGCGACACGAGGUCAAUUGACCAGGUACGUCUAGCUUCUUCAAGAGUUACGAGGUCGAUGGACCCCAUACCGCACCAUAGUUUUAGUACGAGGUCAAAAAACCUCGUGCCUCACCAGAGGAAAGUACAGAAAUAUCAGUGCCGCAACGAACGUUUUAAACUAGCUUGCACUUAUGAGGAGCAGUUUUUGAGCAAUCCUAUUGGUAAAUAUUUCUCCGCUUCCUCGCUCCCUUCGGUGGACUGGCAGCCUAAAGUGCAUGCUAACAAGGUAAAUAUUCAUAAUUAUUUUUAAGCGUCUUCCAAAAAGGACGAGGUUCUAUGUUCGGCUGUAUGUAUGUUUUUUUUUACGUCCAUCUGCCAACUUUCUGAUGGGAUUUUUUACGUGACAUGUACAUGAUGUGUAUUUGUAAAGUUAUCUAUUUAGUUUAAGUCAGAAGCUGGAGAGAAUGUCAAGUUUAUUUGUUAAUAAGAGAUGUGAAGAAUAAAAUUAUUUGGAUUUGCA